AGUGUAGUGCGCAUUUCAUUCUAUUCUCAAAUCUUGUGUAAAUAAGCGAGUACAUGUUAUUGUCUGGCCCUGGCGGCCUGGCCUUGUCUCGUGUUGCCACUGUUGCCAGUCACCUAGUCAGCUGUUUCUUGAUUUAUGGGUUAAGGUUUACAUUUAAGUGCUAUUUGGGUGAUAGAGUAGAGAUAGGAGGUUGAGGCUCAGUUAGACCGAGUAGUAUUUACUCAACAACCAGGUUAAUAGGCGAUGUGUUCAAUUUAAACUUCUCUCCUGAUUUAAACUUGAUAUCGCCGUUCAUGUGAGGUAUUGCAUACACCUUAGACCUAAGGAAAACCCCACACAAAAAGUCCAUGGGGUUGAGAGCAGGACAUCUUGCAGGCCAAGGAAGCAGGAAGUGUCUUGCCUGAUUGACACCUCAUACAGGUAGCAGAACCUUAUGGGAGAUCAUGGCAGAGACUGAAGACAAGAAAAAAUAUGAUAAACAUACAGACCCAGUCUGGAUGUCACUGCUGGCUGGUGCGAUGGCUGGAGCUCUAGCCAAGACUGCCAUUGCCCCUCUAGAUAGGACGAAGAUCAAUUUUCAGAUCUCCAAUACUCGUUAUACUGUGAGGGGAGCCGUGAGUUUCAUCAUCCACUCUUAUAGAAAUGAAGGGUUCCUGAGUCUAUGGCGUGGGAACAGUGCCACUAUGGCUCGGAUUAUCCCUUAUGCUGCCAUCCAGUUCUCAGCUCACGAGCAGUGGAAGCGGGUGUUGGGUGUGGAUCAUCAUAAUCAGCCGGAUGAUCCAGUGAGACGGUACAUUGCAGGAGCUAUGGCGGGAGUGACAUCACAGUCGCUCACAUAUCCUUUAGACCUGGCAAGGGCUCGGAUGGCUGUCACUCAGAAGCAACAAUAUUCCUCACUGAAAGAGGUUUUCGUACAUAUGAUGCACAAUGAAGGACCCAAAGCUUAUUUUCGUGGCUAUGUUCCCACUGUAUUGGGAGUCAUACCUUAUGCUGGUACAAGCUUCUUCACUUACGGUACUCUGAAACGUUGGCAUAAAGAAAACAAAUAUCCCAACAGUGCAUUGUUCAACUUGGUGUCGGGUGGUAUAUCGGGGAUGGUAGCCCAGACCACCUCCUAUCCCCUGGACAUAGUGAGGAGACGGAUGCAGACUGCUGCAGUCACAGGUUCUGAUCACAAGUACCGGAGUAUUAUUGCCACCAUUGCCGUCAUAUACAGGGAAGAGGGUAUCAAAGGUGGAUUUUUUAAGGGUCUUAGCAUGAACUGGAUCAAGGGUCCCAUUGCUGUGGGUAUCAGUUUUGCGACAUACGACUUUGCGCUAGAAAUGUUGAGAGGGCUUCCGUGACAUUUGCUCUAUUGGGGAGUCAACGCCUGAUGACCAGCUGGCUUCCCACAAACUUCCCACCGACUUCCCACUGGUCGCUCUUCAACAACAGAUUCUUGUUAGAGGCCAUUUUGUAAUAAAUUCCACUGCAUCCUUAACACUAUAAGCUAACAUCAAAAUCUAAUAGAAUAGGAUAUUACGUUCGUAGAAUUUGUUUUGUCAAGUUGUGACAAGUUAGAUAAUCAUAUGGCAAGUUUAAAUUUUCUACAAGUUAUAUCAGGUGUAAUAAACUUUUAUGUUGGGCAACACACUUUUAGGUUGGUGUUUUUGUUUCUCAAACUUGUUUUAUUACUAAUUUGCGGCCAUUGUUUUAAAAUAUUUAUCUCAUAUACCAACACAUUAUGCACUUGCCUUUGUGUUGCAAUAGAACUUAUUAAAAUAAAUUAUUAUUUAACUAUUUAUUAAACUAUUUAAUAUGCGAGUGCAAAAAAGAAAACAUUAAUGAAGUUGUGUUUAAAUAUAUCAUAAAAGAAUGUAUGGUUUUAAAAUUUAAUUACUAAAGUGAUCAAGGGAUGUGAUGGAAUAUUAUAUUAAAAUUAUUAUUAGGGCCUUGUUUGGUGCUAAUAAUUUUACUGCUAUUUGUAAUCUAGUCAUUAAGUAAAGUAAAUUAAAAUAUAAUUAUAUUUAGUGUACUGUAAAGUAUUUUGUAAAAAACCAAAUUCUGAAAAACAUGUCUGGUUGUAGUGUAGAAGUAGAAUCAUCAUGGUAAUUUUUGUUUGGUUUAUUGAUUAGAAAGAAAAUUAUUUUAAUUCUUUAAGAGUUAAAUUUUCUUAACAUUUAAUGUAUUAAUAUAUGUUUUAAGUGGAUUUAUUUUCAAUAGGGGUUUCAUUCCAGAAACAUGUAAAUGUUUGCUAGUCAUUUCAUUAUAUUUAGAAAGAAGACCAAAUGUUGGAUUAUAUAAGUUGAAAAACUUUUAUUUGCCAUGAUUAACAUAACAUUUUCUGGUGCUCAUGUAUAACAUUAGUUGCCAUUUGAAUUUGGUAUAAAAUAGUAACAAGACUGAAGUACAUUAUAAAACAAUUAAAUGGUGUCAUCAUUAUUUUAAUAUUAUACUUACAGUAGGGUAACAGUUUAUUCAAUAAACAUGUGAAAUGGAAUUACAACAUUUAAAGUAUUUAAAGGUUAUAAAUUAUAUAGUUUUAAACCAUCUGUUAAUUUUAAUCCAUCUGUAAGUAAGUUGGCCAAAACAGCACAAAAAUGUUUUAUAUUUUUUAUUUACUAAUGUUAUAUAUUUGUAUUAAUUUAUUGAAUGAUUAUUAUUUAAAAAUUAAUAAUUUAUUUUCCUAUUUCUUACACAAGCAGCACACAUAUAUUUUAAUUCAUGAUAAAGAUUUAAUAGUUUGCACAAAUUUACACAAUUAGUUCAUUAUAGGUUUUGCAGCAUCCAAAAGUACUUUUGUUACAAUGUUGAAGAAUUUUUGUCAACUUUCAUCAGUUUGACCUUAUUUUCUUGAAAUUUAUAAUAUAAAAUAUAUAAUGAAGCUUGUUCAGCAUCUUGUUGAUGGGGUAAAUUAUGUCACUUUUUUCUAUUUUUUUUAAAAUUUGUGUACUAUACCUACUUAGCAUUUAUUUUCGCUCUAAAAUUAGUUAGUAAUUGAAUAUCAAAAUGUAAGAGCAAAGGUUUUAUAAUUACAAUCUUUUAGUAAUCAUAUGUAUUGUUAUUGUUUUAUAUUUUGAAAAUUAAUCCUAUAAAUAAAUAUAAAUAAAAAUGUUAAUGUUGUGUUGUUUACUUGCAUGUUACAAUGUUUCAGUUGCUAAGUUUAAUAAGUAAAAAUUGAUAAGCUAUACAAAGCCUUAUGCCAAUAAUGUGCCUAAUAAUCGUCAUGUUUUCGACUUUAAUCACCAGUAUUUCCUCUUCCAUAUUCAGAAUUCAAGUUUUAACCAACCAAUGUAGCUUGUGUGAAUAAUUAGUGGAUAUUUCCGAAAGGUCACUCAUAACUAGUAAAUAGUGUACUUAUUUAGUAAUGCUUGGGGAUAGUUUUUUUAAAUUUUUUUAAGAUCAUUUUGUCUCUUAUUAUUUUCCCACAAAUCUCGUUAUGAGCUAACAAGUAGAUUGUUUUCAAAUAUUUAUUUACAGAUCAAAGAAUUUGUAAUAAUCAAUAACACUUAUUAAAUGAUUUUAUAUUGAAGCUACUUUUAUAUAUCUUGACUAUUCAAUUUGAUUGCUUAGACAAAGAGAGAUACAAAGAAAUGUAUGUGGCUGUUGAGCCAUUUAUUAAGUGUGAAGUUGAACAUUAUUAAAUUUAGUCAGUAUAAAUAAAUCAAUUAAUACAUCAAAUGUAUGCACGUUCCUUUAGUUUUCAAAUCAGUUUUGUUUUCCUUGACUAAAAGUAAUAUUUUAUAAUCAGAUUUUUAUCAUGUUCAAAAAAAUAUAAACUGGAGAACAAAUGAUUGUUGUUAGUUAAUCACACAAAUCUCAUAAGUAGUGUUGAUGAAAUGUUUUAUACCAUGGAAAUUGUUGUAUUUAAUCUUCUAUAAAUGUUUUAUCACUGUUAAUAAAAGUUGUCAAAAAAUAAA
This is a messenger RNA of Homalodisca vitripennis (glassy-winged sharpshooter), 3899 nucleotides long. Its product is annotated as mitochondrial coenzyme A transporter SLC25A42-like. The transcript is spliced from 9 exons. Lineage: Eukaryota; Metazoa; Arthropoda; Insecta; Hemiptera; Cicadellidae. Bases 444 to 1343 code for a protein of 299 amino acids. The record is from RefSeq and is a predicted model, not a curated record. Gene Ontology annotation, biological process: transmembrane transport. Gene Ontology annotation, cellular component: mitochondrial inner membrane.